Brienomyrus brachyistius is the source of this 6212-nucleotide messenger RNA. Its product is annotated as transcription factor 20. Lineage: Eukaryota; Metazoa; Chordata; Actinopteri; Osteoglossiformes; Mormyridae. Bases 1010 to 3790 code for a protein of 926 amino acids. Gene Ontology annotation, biological process: regulation of transcription by RNA polymerase II. Gene Ontology annotation, cellular component: nucleus. The transcript is spliced from 6 exons. The record is from RefSeq and is a predicted model, not a curated record.
ACCGACACGGCUGCAUGGUCCCGGUAAACGCGUUUACGCUCGCAGGCGUGCGUUAAAAAGGCCGACCACGUUUCUAAGCGAGAAAUCGGCUAAUUGGUUAUGCUUUCGAGUUAAAUGAAAUAUCUGGUUAUAGUACAGACUAUUAGUUAGCGAUACUGAUCAGGUUAUCAGUGCCGCCGACUGUAACGAAAUUAACCAGGAGCUGGGUGGUUAAAUAUCUCCUUACUUUCGCUAGUAAGUAACUUCACCCAGAAGGUGCGGUAUUUAGUCACAUUUCACUUAUCUAGACGUUAUAACUAGCUGCGUCUCCGCGUUACAGAUGUUAAUAUUUUUAUAUCCAGAAAAUAAGAUAAACAGCCCGCUUCUUAUCAAUUGCCCACGAACAAACUUUGGCGUUCGGGGAGCUACAUCGGUCUCUUGUGUCUAAUUUAAUGAAACUUUUUUUACCAAGAAGUCCAUUAAACAUUCAAACUCUUGUUCUUUUACAAAAUGUUGCGCUGAAGCCCGUUUUUAAUUCGCUCUGCUGUGGGUUUUUUUGUUGAAGAAAAUGAUGGCAAAUGAAAGUAUAAUAUAAAUAUAGCUACUUAAAGUAGAAAUUACUGGCUGAAAACGUGGCUUGGAAAAUCAGGAAAUAGCCGGGUUUGACUUAGAAGCGGUUUGAUAUGUUAAUGGCAGCCAGGGGUAUGAAGAAACACACAUCUAAAGUUGCUUUAAAUUUUUGAAGUAAUAUUAAGAAAUGAGUGACGGAAGUAAUUUUUGAGUAGAAAUGUGUAUGGAAUUUUGUACUGUUGGCAUGUCUGGUUGAGUAAAAAUCGUAAAUCUCUUUCAGAAGAUUAUGGAAAUAUGUUGCAACACCAUUUUUGCAAAUUUGGUCUUUUUAUAGGAAUUAUUCUGUUUUUAUUAAGUUACAAGAAAGGCCUUGAAAUUGUACUAUGUACUUGAUUUGCUGUUGCGAAAUCAAUGUAUAAAUCAAGGGAUAAAUGAAGAUUGGAGGCGGGAGAGAUUUGACAUGGAACCUCCACCACAGUCAGAUGGUUUACUCCCUCAAGACCUUUCAACGUGCAGCUUACCCUCCGCCUUAAACCUGACAAGGAAAGGCGAAGACAGUCUUCUCAAAAGCACUUCCAUGGAAGCCCUACGUGUGGUAAAGAAGCCCACCUGGCACAACAUUGGUUCCGGGAACAGCAGAGGACUUGUGUACUCUGAGAACGAAUCUGACCACAUGUCUCAGCCCAGUCAACAGAUUCAACCAAACGAUACUUUUUCUAAUGCAACAGUCACUCUCUCGUAUGUGAGCAGGUCUCAUGUCUUCUCCCCCCCCAGCUCCCUCUCGCAGCUACCCCCUGUUUGUGGGGUUCCCUCCAUAAACAGAAAAAUUUCCGGACACUCCCCUCCUCAUGAAGCAGAUGCUCUGGCGAAUGAGGCUGGUAGAAGGGGUCUUUGUGUCGACAUUGACCAAUGCAUCCUGCCGCAUGCUGCUAAGCCUGUCAUGUCAUCACAGUCUGAGUUGUUUGAGACCAGCGCUCAGGCUCAGUUAAUCGAGAGUGUAGGUGGAGCUCGUUUUAUGCAGCAAGCUCUUGAGAUAAAUGGGAACAAAGAUGCCCAUCCUAUGGGUAUGGAGAAACUUGAACCUGGACUUGGAGAUGGAACCUCGGAAUGUAUGCAUUCUGAGGCAAAGGAUGGCUGUCUGCUGAAUGGCAUGGGCAACAGCUUCUUAAGUCAUGGCUCAUGCAAGGAAAAGUCCACAGAGAGCUGCAUUACAGACAUAAUGGCAGAGAUCAAAAAGUGUGACUCUGAAAUGGUUUCCUUGAUUUCAAGAACUAAGGAGCCAGUGGAUUUGCUUGACAGCACUCUUUCAAGGAACACAUGUAAUAGAAAUGGGGAAUAUGUUAGCCCUUUAGAAGAUCCUUUGUCACCCCCUGCUACCUCAUUGGAUGAAACAGAAGAUGUUUUUGUUUUGCCACAAACACUAAGCUCUCCCACUAGUGAGAAUUUUACAGAUAAUGCCUCUGCCAUUGCAGGAGAGGAGGGAUCUGGUGAUCUUUCUGUAACUGAAUUUCCAGUUGCAACUGUGGAAGACGGAAGUCCUCUUCAGAGGAGUUUUGGUGACAGUGAUGUUGUUGAAAUGCCCAUCACCAGCAAUGGAAUACAAAUACUGCCAGCAGAUGUGCCAGAACAUUGCAGGCCACUAUCUGAUCUAGAUGGUGAUCUGUUGAAAAGUAGGGGCAGGUUGUGUGAGGUCCAGGAAAAUAGCAUUUUGGUGCCUGAUGACUCUAUUCUCAAUGGGAGUGUACCUGCGCAAGAGAGGACUACGCUGAGGAAGAAACUUCCUCCCCGUUCCCGGAGGGGAACUCGCUUAGAGGCCAUUGUCCAGAACAUUACACCUUCUAGGUAUAAAGUGACAACUAAUUUACAUUCCAAUAAAAAAUGCUGCAGUUCUCAAACUCGCCCCAUAAAUGUAGAGGUCCUCCAAAACCAGGAUUCACCAGGGAAUGCAUCUGGUUUAGAACAAGAGCCCAAUUUAAAGAUGACAGUCUUGCCGAAUAUUAACACUGAUAACACUGACACAGACAAAAGUAAAACUUCUACCUCAGACUCAGAAAACUUAAGCACCUUCAAAGCUUUAUAUAGCACCACAUAUCCAGUACCAGUAAACCACGAGGACACAGAAAAGGACCAAGUCAACAGGUCACGACCCAAGCGUUCUACAAGGGCUAGGGGAAAAUUGGCCAUGCCAGAAAUAUAUUCAAGUUCAGAAAAGCAGCACAGGGUUUCAGUGGCCAACAAGCCUAUACCUACUACUAGAAAAGCCCAUAUCACCAAACGAAAGCGUAAAAAAUACAAAGCUGGACAAUCCUCCUUGUUUUCACCACAGGAGCCAGAAAUCAAGCUUAAGUAUGUGAAUUACAAGGAUGAGAAAAGGGAUGUUAAAGCGGACACCUUCUCCCCAUUUAUACGUAUGGAGGUCAAGGAAUAUUCUACAUGCACAGUUAUCAACUAUGCUGAAGAGGAGAAUGCAAGAUUAAGAAAAGGACAGCAGCAGGUGUCUUCCAGGUUUAUUUCCGGCAUGGUUCCAGCGACCUCUUGUUUGCAACUAGGUCGUGUUAGCGCUGAAAGCAAAUGGCAGAACUCUUUGGUCUGCUGUUUAUGCGGUGGGUCAGCCAAUGCCCUAGACCUUGGGGAUCUUCAUGGGCCUUACUACUCUGAGGGCCACAAACCUACCCCUAAGCCUCUGAUUAGUCAGCAGGACCUAAAGGAAGAGGUUGAUUCUAGUGACUCUGACUCCUCUUCCAGCAUGUGCCGAAGAAAGCUUGCCCAAGGCGGGCGCAACUGGCCCCAGAGACCUAAUCACAGGCCGAGUCGGCAUGAUGUCCUCGAGACUUGCCGCAGGUGGGCUAAUGACAACAAUGACUUGCAAAGUCCUUCGGCCAAGAGGCCACGGAUUGAGUUGGCUGCUGGCGAUUGGUGCAGCCCCACUGUGGUUUCCUUGGACACCAGAGAAUAUUGGGUUCAUGAAGAUUGCAGCGUAUGGUCAGCAGGUGUCUAUCUGGUGAAAGGAAAGCUUUAUGGACUGGAAGAGGCUGUAAGGCUGGCACAGGAGACGGUUUGCUCCACUUGUCAAAACAGAGGUGCCACCUUGGGCUGUGUCUUCAAGGGCUGUCCCAAUAAGUAUCAUUACACUUGUGCAUUGCAUUCUGAUUGUGUGCUAAACGAAGAAAACUUCUCAAUGAAAUGCACAAAGCACAAGAAUAAAUCAUUCAAAGGAUCCUGUAAACAGGAGAGCAGAUGACGGGAGAAGAUGCUAUGCAAGAUCACAGAUCUUUCCCUGGCAGAUUGAAUUGCCAGCAGUCUGCUGAAGCACCUCUAGUCAGUCCAACAACAUGAUUAAACUGGAAAAAUAUGCUAGAAUGUUUUUGGAAGCAAGGGUUCGGUUGAAUGCAAACACCAACAAACCUUAAUUGUUUCUCUUUUUUAAGUACUGGCUCCACCUAUAACACCACUGGCAAUCUUCACAGCUGCCUGUCUUCUUAAAUUUGUAUAUUCUUCUUGGUCUGAAGCCUUUAAUAGUACCACCAUGGGUAGCUUAGCUUUGCUUAAAACUGUCAAUACAGAAUCUGGUUUCUGGUUCAAAAAGGUAUAAACUUAUUGUAUAUUAAGCCCUAAUCCAUUGUAAGAUUGCUUUAAACUGUAAUUUAUUGCCAUUUUAAUUUGAACAUGUAUGGUGUCUCAUGUUUAAAGUAAUUUUAUGGGAAAAUACUCAAAUUCCUCAGCUGGAUAUAUAAUUUUUACAGUUUUGUAAGUGCAGUUUUCAGGGGAUUAUUUAUAUUUUACUUUUGACUCUACUGAUUUUUUUUCAUUCUUUUCCUUUUGGUGAAUGAGCAGUUUGCGUGUGCAUUUUCUGCAUUUAUUUCAUUUUGAAUGGCAAUACUGUUGCAGAUUAUUUUCCAAGACCGUGCAUAUGUGUGCGUGCAUGCCUGUGCGUGCAUGUCUGCCUCUAGAGUGUCCAUCCUUGAUUCAGUCAUCGAGACAGCUGCCUUUUCAAAGGUCUGCAGGAAGUUCUGCAAGCUCUUCAUCGAUUCCACACAUCGACUGGUGUGUGUUUGUAUGUUCACCACUUGAAUGUACUUCUUGUCCUCACUGCUUAUUAUAGCUACUUUGUAAAGGUGAAAGGGGGUAGCUGAGAGCACUUUUUAAGAGGCACUUAAAGCAUUAAUUAUUACGACUGACAUAUAAUUCCCUGCACAGGCCCCAGAUUUGCUUGCCAAGCUCUUGCCAUAUCCCUUGUUUACAAUUGCCCGCAUCCCUUCAUCAGUGUUUUGGGCAUUUGUAGAAUACAUGGUUUUCAGCUGCCAUAUCUUCUGUUUUUGCUUAAGUUGUGUUUGGAAUUUUAACAAUCAGUUCUAUGAAGUCUUCUUUUAGGGUUUGUGAAAUUAAAUUACUUAAAUGGACGGUGUCAGCCUGUCUCCUAUGAUGUUGCAAUGCAUGGCUCGAUAUUAAUGUGUACCUGGGACAGAUUAACACUAAACCACCUCAGGUUUCUUAGUGAGAGUACUGCUUCAAUAGGGGGGUUUUGCUUGGAUGUUUUUUAGAUUUCUGUGUUUUCAUUUUUAUUGUUAAUGCUCUCAAAGACUGAAAGUAGCAGUUUACAAGCAUUUGAUAAUAGUUAGAAACUGGCCUUUGCAGAAAAUACCUCAUUUAAAAAUUUUUGCUGUUAGCUGCUGUUCAGCUGCUUGCUGUCAGUGGCAUGCAGGCACACAGAUGUAACGAUGAUGUGAAAUUUGGAAGAUUAGCAUUUGUUUUCCAUUUAACUUCCCUCUGUUUUUCAAAGCUUUAUUAUAGGUAUUUAGCAGUAUUUAAAUGGCAGUAUAGUUCUCAUUCCCAGGAUUCUGUAAUAGAUCCCACAUCUCAUCAGCAUUUGUAGCUGUUGGUGUUAGACAUGUGCUAUUCAUUAGUAAAUAACUACUAAAUAAGUACUGAUUUUCCUACAGGUAAAUAUAUCAGUCUACGAGCUAAGUGCACAGCAAAUAAACCACUCCUUUAACCUAUGUUUUUUCAGCUUGUGUGUGUGGUUGCAUUAGUAGUUGACAUGCACAACCAGGCAAAGUUAAUGUCGAGCCCUGCUAAAAGAUAUGCUUCCAGGAGGACCAGUACAUGAAGUGCCAAAGUGGAAGCUAGUUUAAAAAAAAAAAAAAACUGACAAUACAUUUCUAUGGUGAUUACUACUUAAAUUGAUUUACCCAGUUAUUACUCAAAUUUUGAAUAUGUGCAGUAGUGUCCCAGUGUUUCUCUUAUUGCUAAAAUGAACUAUGAAGAGAGGAGGAAUCACUAAAAGGUAGCCUGUAGUAUUGACCUGUUCAUGCAUAUGUCGGUGCUUCGGUAUAUUUAUGUAAAAUUACAUAUUUAAGACUUUCUGCUGUGUCUGAAUUACUACCAAGAGAGAACGUGCUGGGUAUUUCUGAAUGACAAUUGAAUGGAUCUUGGCUGUUAAUGUUAAGUGUUACCGGAUAGGCCUCUUUGGGGGGUUUAUUAUUUUUUGUUUUUGAUUAUUUGUGAUGGGGAUUUAGAGCGAAAACUGUGUUGCAUGUUGGUCCUGCCCGGGGGUGAUUCACUCAUGAGAAAACAAUGAGGGGGAGAAAGAAGUAUUACAUUGUCUAUCAGUUGUUGUCAUUUUUCCUGUCAUGAAUUUUGUCAUAAUAAAUACUCUGUUCAUA